CGUGCGCGCGACGGGAGGCUGAAUGGCUGUUCUCCGCUCUCUCGCGGCGGUCCGCGCGGCGCCGGGCUUCUGGUGGCGGGCAGCGCGCGCGUCGUUGGGGCUCCUGGGCCCCCUGGGCCCCUGCCCCGGGAGAGGCUACUCUGUGGACGCCGCACAGAGCCCACCCACUUUUGGGUUCCUGUUGGACAUUGAUGGAGUGCUGGUGCGGGGUCACAGAGUGAUCCCUGCUGCUCUGGAAGCGUUCCGCAGGCUGGUGAAUGCUCAUGGGCAGCUGCGGGUGCCUGUGGUCUUUGUCACGAAUGCUGGGAACAUCUUACAACACAGCAAAGCCCAGGAGCUGUCAGCGCUGCUGGGGUUCAAGGUGGAGCCAGACCAAGUCAUUCUUUCUCACAGUCCCAUGAAGCUUUUCUCACAAUAUCACAACAAGCGGAUGCUGGUGUCUGGGCAGGGGCCCCUGGUGGAAAAUGCCCGAGUACUGGGCUUCGAGAAUGUGGUUACUGUGGAUGAGCUGCGGAUGGCCUUUCCUGUGCUUGACAUGGUGGAUCUCCAGCGGCGGCCGAAGACCACGGUACCCCUUCCAAGGAACGACUUCCCUGCCAUUGAAGGAGUGCUUCUCCUUGGGGAGCCAGUCCGCUGGGAGACAAGCCUGCAGCUGAUCAUGGAUGUCCUUCUCAGCAAUGGGAACCCUGGGACUGGUCUGGCGACGGCCCCUUAUCCCCAUCUCCCCGUCCUGGCCAGCAACAUGGAUCUCCUUUGGAUGGCUGAAGCCAAGAUGCCCAGGUUUGGCCAUGGCACCUUUUUGCUGUGCCUGGAAACCAUUUACCGGAAAGUGACAGGCAAAGAGCUGAGAUAUGAGGGCCUGAUGGGCAAACCCAGUGUCCUCACUUACCAGUAUGCAGAGGACCUGAUCCGGCAGCAGGCGGAGAGGCGGGGCUGGGUGGCCCCCAUCCAGAAGCUCUAUGCUAUCGGUGAUAACCCUAUGUCUGAUGUCUACGGUGCCAACCUGUUCCACAAGUACCUGCAGAUGGCGAAGCAUGAUGGGGCAGAGGAGCGGGGGGCCGAUGGCUUGUGGAAGCGGCGGCCCUCAGCAACCCAGAGCUGUGCCUCUAUCCUGGUGUGCACUGGUGUGUACAAUCCCAAGGGCCCAGAGCCCACCAGGCCCGCCCAGGAUGCAGAGGAGGCUCCAUUCCAUGGGCACCGGGACUUCAGCUUCAGUCCAGGGCUCAUGGAGGCGUCCCACAUUGUGAAUGAUGUGAAUGAGGCUGUACAGCUGGUUUUCCACAAGGAGGGUUGGCUUUUGUAGUGAGGGCUGUGCGUUGGAGACAAGGGGGGUUGGGACCCUGGAGCUAGAGGGGAGUCCUGUUAACUGGCUUCUGGCCCACAUCACUGGGCAUCAAGUCAGGGCCGCUUCCUGUGACACUUUCUGUGGCCCCACGGUGGAUAUUACUGGUCACUUAGAAGAAGACACUGGCUUUUUCUCCUGCUGGGCAGUAGCCACAGAAUUGUACCCGGGGUAGAACAAUCAGGAUUUUCUGGGCUCAGUUCCUGUCUGCUUCUCCUGGCAGUCUGACCUCGGGCCAGUUCCUUUACCUCUGUGCCUCAGUUUCUUCUCUCAUUUCAGUAGGGACUUCUGAAAAAAGGGGAAGUGGUGUAAAAUAAUGCAGAGCCUUGCCUGCACUGAGGGCACCACUGCAUGCCAGCAAGGUGCGUCACUAACACUAUGAUACUGCUUUUUAUUGUAUUUUAGCUUAUUGCCCAGAGACUUUUAGGCUUAUUUUUUUAAAUUAAAAUAAUCAUAAUAAAUAUUCAUUAUGCUGUCAA
This is a messenger RNA of Callorhinus ursinus (northern fur seal), 1821 nucleotides long. It is a transcript of the gene HDHD5, whose product is annotated as haloacid dehalogenase like hydrolase domain containing 5. The record is from RefSeq and is a predicted model, not a curated record. Gene Ontology annotation, cellular component: mitochondrion. Gene Ontology annotation, biological process: glycerophospholipid biosynthetic process. Lineage: Eukaryota; Metazoa; Chordata; Mammalia; Carnivora; Otariidae.